AUUCAUUUUAAUAGAAGGGACCCAUCUCUUCUAAAUAUUCUCUGGCUUUCUAGUGAAGGAAUGCGGCAAAUAAAAAAAAAAUAAAAAAACCCGGGAACCCAGAUAUUUUUCCCCUGAUAUUGCCGUCAGCAGUGUGUUGCUCUUUCAUUGCAUUUUGAAACAGGCAGCACAAACAUUCAGCAGUUGUGGACAGACUCUAGUUGCGCAGGAGGGCGUACCUGUGACGAGGAGAGCUGAUCUCAGGAGGAGACAAUCACUUUCACAGUUGGAGCAGAUUCCGUGUGUCAGUCGUGUCUCUCAUUACUGCCUAUAAAAUAACUCAUUCCGGACUUUUUGGACGAUUUGUGACGAGAAGUACUACAAGUGAAAUCAUUCGAGCAAGUGAGGAGGGACAUCUGCUUUACUUUUAAGUGAAGAAGAGUACAACAGCGGCAUUCCUGCAUUUGUAUGUUCCAGAGGAGAGGGUCACAAAGGAGACAGUGUGAGUGACCUGCUCCUUUGAGGGGGGGUGGGCAGUGGACUUGUGUUACUCACCCCUCCUGACCACACUGCUGAUGCUGAAGAUGAUGACCCACAGUGCAUGGCUGUUUUUCCAGCUAAUGCUGAGUAUUCUGUCCACUCUGUGGGGUUACCCCUUUAGACCCCCACUAGACCUGGAUGUGACCCCCAGAACUACAGUCCUGUCUAAUGGACUGUUGAACUGCAGGCGCUUCAGAGGCUCGACUUUCAACUACAGUUUAUUGCUGUUGGAGGAGGAGGCAGGCGUACUGUACGUAGGAGCGAGAGGAGCUUUAUAUGCCCUGCAGGCUAGUGACAUCUCCAGCAGCUCACUGCAGAACAUUGACUGGGAGGCAUCAAAUGAACAGAAGCAACAUUGCUUGAACAAAGGGAAAGAUAACCAGACGGAGUGCUACAACCACAUUCGAUUCCUUCAGAGGCUCAACAGCACACACUUGUACACUUGUGGCACACAUGCUUUCAACCCUCUGUGUGCAUAUAUUGAUGGGAGGGAGUUUAAGAUCUCGGCCUUCGAGGAGGGUCAAAAGAAAUGUCCAUAUGACCCCAACAAAGGAUACACUGGUCUGCUGAUUGAUCAAGAGAUGUACACAGCAUCUCAGUAUGAGUUUCGGAGCUUUCCAGAUAUCCGCCGCAACUCUCCGAAUCCCACACUGAAAACAGAAGAGGCUCCCACUCAGUGGCUAAAGGAGGCUGAUUUUGUGGGCUCAGCAUUGGUGAAGGAGAGUGUGAGCAGCUCAGUUGGAGAUGAUGAUAAGAUUUACUUCUUUUUCACGGAGAAGAGCCAGGAGCUCAGUCCGUACUUCAGUCACAGCAGAGUAGCACGGGUCGCCCGUGUGUGCAAGAGGGACAGAGGAGGUCUCCUCACCCUACAGAAGAGGUGGACCUCCUUUCUGAAGGCACGGCUGGUGUGUUCUUUACCUGACUAUGAAUUUCACUUCAACGUGUUGCGGAGUGUGUUUUUGCUGGAGGGCGCCAGCUCUGAGGAUUCUGUACUCUACGGCAUCUUUGGAUUGGAAUGGAAAAAUGUAAAAGUUUCUGCUAUCUGCCAGUACUCCAUUUCGGAUAUCCAGUGGGCCUUUGAGGGACCUUACAUGGAAAGCACAGAGGACUCCAACUCUAAAUGGACCCAGUACACAGGGAAGGUUCCGGAACCGCGACCUGGCUCGUGCAUCACAGAUCAACUUAGAGCAAGAGGCAUCAACUCAUCCACCAACCUGCCAGAUGAUGUACUUCACUUUGUCCGUCGCCAUCCACUCAUGUACAGGCAGAUCCUUCCGCAAGGACAACGCCCUCUGCUGUUUAGGAGGAAUGUGGCCUACACUAAAAUUGCAGUACACAGAGUUACUGGUCUAGAUGGUCAGAUAUACCACAUGCUCUUCAUUGGGACAGAUGAAGGUUGGCUCCAACGGGCUGUGAAGGUCAAUGGUCAACUUCACAUCAUUGAGGAACUGCAGUUGUUUGAGGAGCCCCAGCCAGUGGACAGUAUAGUAAUCUCUGAGAAACAAAUGAGUGUGUAUGUGGGUUCGCCCACCUCAGUGGUGCAGCUGCCCUUGUCCACAUGCAACAGAUAUUCCUCCUGCUUCGACUGUGUGAUGGCGCGUGAUCCCUUCUGUGCCUGGGAUGGCCUAGAGUGUGUGGAGAUUACAUCACACAACAGCAGAGCGAAUCUGACACAGGAUAUUUUGAAUGGAAACAAGGGCUGUGAUGAAUCUACAUCAGAUGACCUAAUGUUACACCGUUCUCGCUCUGUGAUGGUGGGCGAUGAUGUGCUGCUUCAGUGUGAGCUCAGCUCCAAUCUGGCCUCCCCUGAGUGGACCCUGGAAGGCAAGAAACUGCAGGGUUAUGGGUUGGACUCCGGCUACCGCAUUGGCACUGACGGUCUUCUGGUCAUUGAGGCACGGCCCUUCCAGAGUGGUGACUACUGCUGCUUCGCCGUAGAGAAUGGAGUCCAUGUUCCUGUGGUGAUUUACAGCUUGACUGUUCGCCAGGAUUUGCCUCCACCUCCUCCUGUAGAGCCAACCCAACUACUCAUGACCACAGGGACCUCCUGGCUUGAUCAAUCUUCUCAAAGUGACUCCCUGGAAGAGUUCGAUCCUACCCCACUGUCUCCUCACUUUGAGUUCCUGUCCCUGAGGAACAUGGAGGCCAUGUAUCUAUCGCUAAUCACAAUCUUAGGAGGACUGUGUCUUGUUCUCACAGUCGUCCUACUUUAUGUUGGAUUCUGUUUGCAAGGGCAGAGGGUUAAGUACUCUUUGCGAUCGUCUGCUCGUGCUGAAAGGAAGAGAGGUGCCCACAUGGAGCUAAAUACCAUCUCCAGCCACUGCAAUGGGAAACAUGAUGCUCAUGAUGGUCUACUGCAGAUCGUCCCUGGAGAAGCACCAACAUCACCCAAUAAAGAGCUUCCUCCUGCCCCACCUCUCCCACCCCCUCCUUUAGAAUCAGAGUAUGUAAAUGGACUCUCUGCCACUCUGCCCAGCGUUUUACGCAAGAUGAAUGGCAACAGUUAUGUGCUACUGAGACAGAUUGAUGGAGACACCACAUCUCCUCUCUAUUACUCAUUCACAGAGGAGCUCAAUAGGAUCCUGGAGAAGAGGAAGCACACUCAGCUGUGUAAUAAACCUGAUGAGAGCUCAGUGUGAACUUUGGGGCACAAUACAAACAUCCUACAUUGUGGAGAUAUGUGUCAAAGGACAGCUUUAUUAUCUACUAGCCCUGCGUCACCAAGACUGACUUUAAUGGGAUGUUAAUAAUUGGCCAAAGGUCCUUUAUUUGGAAGAUACACAAGCAUUGCUUCUUGGUUUACGUGUCAAAUGUAAAGCUUUUGACUUCUAACAGACUGAGGAGUGCCCACUGCUCACAAAAUAGCAAAGAAGGCAACAUUUACAAUGGAAAUUCUACCUCAUCAGGAUAUCGCACAAGUCCCAGCUCAUUUCAGUAUACUUGCAUUAAAAUAUGGGUUGUAAUGAGGUGAAAUUCCAGGGUCACACUGCAGAGAAUCUUAAAAGCAAAAGAGUCUUAGUACUGGGUGAAUCAAGCUAAUGAUUCAAUAACAAACUCGUAAAAUUGGUUCAAAGAACUUUAAAAGACUUUUAUAAGGAUGCAAAAGGAUAUUGCAAAAGUGGCAACAUAAACUCUUCAUAUAUCCAGAUGUAAAAAUCAUACCUGGACAGAGCGAGCUACUUUAAAACUCUAGUGCUUAGGUGCACUGAAUGUCUUUGUUUUAAUAUUUUUUUAUUUUAUUUAUGCCAACACUGACCAUAUCAGUAACAGCUUGUAAUAAUAAUAAAAAUUAAAAACAGCAGGGUUAACAGACUUUUAAAAAUUAGAAAUGCACAUGAUGGUACUAAUAGAAUGAAUACGGCUUUUAUUAAUAGUUUUACAGGGGUGAGAAACUUGGAAGAUGACAGUAUUAACCACUGAGAUGCACUUUAUGGACUGAUAGCAUUUGUUUCCGUGAGGUGCUGCUUAUUCUGACAGAUCUAGAGAGGACGAAAUGGAUUACAAUUACAGUCAUGUUUGCAAAGGAUGUGAAUUGUUGAAAGAGCAACAAUAUGAUAAAACUGUAUUGUAUUUUGAAUUAUAAAUGCUGCGAAGGGAAGACGAUGUGGACGUACAAUAUAUUUUUAUAACCCUCGGAAAUGGACCACUAAUUACGCUUAAGUCUGGAUUUGUCUGUUCCAGUGAUUCAAACUGGUUGUAUUUCCCUUGCAGUAUGAUAAACAAGGCAACGUUUACAGGAACUGACAUGAUUCUUUGUGGGACUUCAUCAAAAUUCCAGAGUCAUUGGCUGCCUAGUUUCCAUGGCAACCACAGAGACUAGGUAAAUCUGAUGCUGACCUUCUUAGAUUAUCCUUUUGACAUGACCAAUUAUUACACCACCUUUUACAGUCAGGUGUUAUAUUCUUAAUAGGGAUUAGUGAAUUUGCAUAAAACGGUGAAAAAUUGGGCUUCUAGUGCCAGUAAAUAAACUCAGUACAAUACUAGUUGGGGCAUAAUGAACAAUGGGAAUUGUGAUAUUGUGGUUUAAUUAUCCUUUCACUUCCAGUAAAUCUUUUAAAUUGUAGCCUAAAUGUUCGUGCUGGAAGUGCUCCAGCUUUAGACUUCCCACACUUGCGUGCAAGAGCAUUUUGGCGUAUCUCCCACUACUUAAGGGGAGUAAAGCACCUGGUUCUGUCUGUUUAGAUCAGAAAAUGCAGAUUGCAUUGAAGCCGAGUGGAGAACAUUAAGGCCACAUGUUCAGAGAGUAGCUAAGAUGAGCACUGCUGAUAGUCUUUCUCUUUUCCCCCUACUUUUUGUGUUCAUAAUCAUUGUCUCUGUCUUUUUGAAUGAUUUUGUCUUGUUUAUUAGGCCUGGACUAAACAUGUCUCUCUUCUCACUUUCAAAAUGUGAAGGUGAAAGUGGAGAUUUAUGGUAAAAAAGGACUUAAACAUUGAUCUGUUUGUCACCCACACCUAUCAUAUCGCUUCUAAAGAUAUAGAUUUAACCAUAUGGAUUACUUUUAUGCUGUCUUUAUGUACUUUUUGGAGCUUCAAAGUUCUGGCCACCAUUCACUUGCAUUGUAUGGAACUACAGAGCUGAAAUAUUCUUCUAAAAAUCUUUGUUUGUGUUCAGCAGAAGAAAGAAAGUCAUUCACAUCUGGGAUGGCAUGAGGGUGAGUAAAUGAUGAGAGAAUUUUUAGGGUGAACUAUCUCUUUUUAAUGUGAAGCAUCCAAAUGUGACAUGCCAUUUUUAAAUUCCUUUUGAAUAAGGGGCAAGAUAAUAAGGGAAUAAUUACUUUAAUUUUGGUCUGUUCCUUGUUUUUGGGGUGUUUUUUCCUUUUUUUUGCAGACUGACAAAUAUGGUCACUAUGAACAUUUGUUGUAUGGAAAGAGCUGCUGAAGAUUAAAAGCAAUGUUUUUGUAUUACACAGAAAAAAGGACAGCAUAUGGGUUUGGAUCAAAAGUGUGAGUAAAUUAUGACAGAACUGUAAUUUUUUGGGGGACUAUUCCUUUAAAAACUGUUCAUGAUGUUUCCUGCCAUUCAUCUUUCGUUUUUAUUUUAUAUUUCUGUUUGACAUAUAGCUUCAUGUCUGUGCAUAUACCUCCAUCAUAGUCUCUAAUGAGAGCAGAAUAGAUUUGUGACUUUCGUUCACAAAUGUAAAGGUGCUCUUUUAAGAGUGCGGAGAUUUAAGUGGAGGUGCCUGUACUACAGCACCCCCCCCGUGCACGUAUGUUGGUAUGUGCACGUCACUGAUCUGCAUACACAUCUGAUCUCCACUCUCCUGCUGGGUCACAAGCUGUGAUUAGAUGCUUGUCGACAUGCAGCUCAUACGUUCUGUGCCCGCAAUGUUUACAUCCCAUGAGUCUUAUAUAUUCCUGUGAGAGAGGCACUUGUGUGAAUUCUUCAACAUGCCAGUACAGGUUUGUGUAUGAGAUAUAUCUCAACUGUGGCCAUUGAAAGCCAUUUUGAAGUGCGCUACAGAGAAAGAGAUUGACAGAGAAGGGGGGAAAUGAUCAGAAGAGAGCCUGGAGAAUGCAUGGAAAUAGUUUGGGAAACAGUAAUAAAUCCUUUUCAGUCUCAUUUAGGGCAACUGCACAGAGCGCUCAGCAAAUAAGAAUCAGGAUAAAAAAAUAGCUGACACACCAGAUUAUGCUCAUAUAGGCUUAUUUGUUAACUUAUUCUAAAUUAUAAUGUGACAUUACAGUAUAUUCCCUCUAUAGAUAUUUUUAAGACCCCAUGAAAUCAACAUUAGAGUUUGUGGCUUUAGACCAUGUUUGUUAGCUUUGAGACAAUCUAUGUGCUAUUGUACUCCUAAAAGUUGACAAAAUUCACUUUUAGAAUUAAAAUUUACAUUCUCUUCCAGGAAAAUAGACCAUAAAUAUUGAUGACUCAUCUUGCACUACAUAGAUUUUUGUCCAAUCAAAUGAUUUCUAGAAUGGGAAUGUCCCUCCCCCUAAAAUCAGCUCCAAGCAACUAUUUUGUCAAAUAGCAAUCAUGAUUCAUGGCUGUGACGUAACUAAAGCCUAUUGGCUAUUUUUUUUUAAAUGUCCCACCCAAACGUCUUGUUUAAUAAGAAAUGUUACAGGAAAGAAACAUAGUGACUAUUUGAACUAGGUGUAAACAGCACCUGCAACACAGCUCGGCAAUGUGCACUCCAAUAUUCUGAGAAAGGUUUGAUCCAGGUAUAAUUAACCAUGGUUUUACUUUAGUAAUAUUGUAGUGCCCAUAUUUAAAUACAGUUAACCAUGGUAUUACUACAGUAUAUGGUGUUAAUAUAGUAAUCAUGUUUAAUUUUGUGGUUAUUAUGAUUUUACUACAAAAUACCAUGGUGAUACUAUGGUAACUGUAGUAAAACCAUGGUUAAUUUUUGUAAGGUAAGGUUAGGGUAAGGUUUAGGGGUAGGGGUUGGUGUAGGGUGUCUGUGGGAAUCUAAAUAAACACAUUAAACAUGCUGCUGUGUUGCCAAUAUACUGUAUGUAAGUAUUUAAUUAGGUGUGCAAAUAGUAUCUGCCACUUUAAUUUUGUAGUUUCUAUGAUUUUACUACAAAAUACCAUGACGAUACUAUGGUUAUUGUAGUAAAACCAUGCUUAAUUUUUGUAAGUGAAAUUUAGGGUUAGGUUUAGGGGUAGGGGUUGGUGUAGGUGUCUGAGGGACUCUUAAUAAACACAAUAAACACACUGCAGUGAUGCCACUAUACUGUAUGUAAUUAUUUAAUUAGGGGUGCAAAUAGUAUCUGCCACCCAUGCAAAUAGAAUCUAACACUAUUUGCACUUAGUGCAAAGAAGAUGCCUUUUGUUGCUAUUUACACUUAGUGUAAAUAUCAUCUGUCUCUAUUUGCACUUAGUGUAAAUAUCAUCUGUCUCUAUUUGCACUUAGUGUAAAUAUCAUCUGUCUCUAUUUGCACUUAGUGUAAAUAUCAUCUGUCUCUAUUUGCACUUAGUGUAAAUAUCAUCUGUCUCUAUUUGCACUUACUGUAAAUAUCAUCUGUCUCUAUUUGUACUUAGUGUAAAUAUCAUCUAGCUCUAUUUACACUUAGUGUAAUUAUCAUCUAUCUCUGUUUACACUUAGUGCAAAUAGCCUCUGGCAGAAAGAAAACUGCGCUCGUCAAGUCAUUUCAAAGGGUCUUUAGAAAAACAAUCAUACAGCCUAUGUCAAGAGAGCAGGGCCAGCUGCUGUUUGAUGAAUAGUGAAAAAUAUGACAUGUUUAGCACAUUUCAGUCCUUUGCUAUAGUCUCUAGAGCAUUAUGUAUAAAUGCUGCACCAGCAUUUAGUUUAGAAUUCACCACUGAGGUAUAUGGGAAAUUUGUUAUAGAUUGAUUGUGUUUUAUUGGUUUGUUAUUGUACUAUUACUUCAAGCCAUUUUCAAUAUGAGCUUCUUUAUGAAUGAUUAAAGAGGUCUGCACCCUGUAUUGUUCACCAGAAAAUACUUUUGAUUGGCUGUGAUAUCAGUUUUACUAGUAACUUGGUCCCUUCAGUCAUGCAUACCUUAUUCCAACAUACAUGUGAUAAAAGUGUCUGUGGAAAUAAUAGUUUUAAAGCUCUGUAGAGUUUUAUGUAUAAUUAUUUUAUUUUAUGUUUCAAACUGGGAUUUCUUUUUUCUAAUUCGUGGUUGGUCAAUGUUGCAUGGCUAUGCAUUUAUGCAAAAAUGGCCUACACUUUAGGGGAAAAGUUUUGUAUCAAUUUAUACAACAUUUUAAACAAUGUGAACCCUAGCUUGUGUACAGUACUUCCUAUUUCCCUUCUAGUAUUCAGAAAAUAUUGUUAAAUCUCCUGCCGAGCAGACUAUGUCUCAGAGUCACUUCAGUACACAGUUGUGUGCCUCCUCAGUCGUGGGUAGGAUUGUGUGGGCUGCCUCUAAAACUGCAUUUAAUGAAGCUGGUUAGACUUAUGCCUGUCACCACGGUGAAAAAGGCUUAUUAUCAAUUCACUCUAUGUUUAAUUCUCUACUGCUCUCUCAAUGUGAAAAACAUUUUCUUGCCCUAUACGUGUUCAGACAGUCAAAGCCCAAGACAAACAUUUAUAUCUUUGUUUAUUCAAGGAUAAGGUGUUAUGUUUUGUGUUUAAUUAACACAGUAAUACUACAGGGACAUGCUGGCAGGAGAGGAGGCUGAGAAGUGUGAAUCCAUUGCUUCCAAUUAUGUACAAUCCAGAACCUUUAAGUCUGACUUUUGAUUUGUUUACAUUUUACCCUGAGCAUUUUAAUAAACAGUGUUGAAGCUUC
Messenger RNA from Myxocyprinus asiaticus (Chinese sucker), 8720 nucleotides. RefSeq names its product semaphorin-4G-like. Gene Ontology annotation, biological process: semaphorin-plexin signaling pathway; negative chemotaxis; axon guidance. The record is from RefSeq and is a predicted model, not a curated record. Bases 555 to 3158 code for a protein of 867 amino acids. Gene Ontology annotation, molecular function: semaphorin receptor binding; chemorepellent activity. The transcript is spliced from 15 exons. Lineage: Eukaryota; Metazoa; Chordata; Actinopteri; Cypriniformes; Catostomidae.